Molecule: messenger RNA, 3440 nt
Organism: Cynocephalus volans (Philippine flying lemur)
Lineage: Eukaryota; Metazoa; Chordata; Mammalia; Dermoptera; Cynocephalidae
Gene: NOC3L
Product: NOC3 like DNA replication regulator
Biological process (GO): DNA replication initiation
Cellular component (GO): nucleolus
Molecular function (GO): chromatin binding
Source: RefSeq, a predicted model, not a curated record
GAGGGGCUGGAGAGGGCUUCCGGCUCGUUAAGUGGCGCGGCUUCCGCACGUGUGUCGCUCCCCCGGAUUCCUGGGUUGUCCCUACCUCUGGUAAACUUUUCGGGCCUAAGGAUGAAGGCGAGAAGAAAUAAAAAACAGGUCCCAAGCUUUCGCAAGUUGCUAAAAACUAGUAAAGUCAAACUUGAAAACAAGCUAAAAAAUAAGCAAUUUAAACAACAAAGCACUAUCAAGAAGUACCGAAAAGAACAGAGGAAACUAAGGCAAGCUGUAAAAGAUGCUGUGUCUAAGAAACCCAUUCCGUUGGAGGACCCAAAGAAACAGCGACCAGGUAAAAGGAUUGAGAGGGAAAAUGAGGAAGAAGAGGAAGCCCUUCCUUUGGAUAUGAUGGAUGAAGAUGACUUACAGUUAAUGAAGGAUUUAGGACAGCGAGCAUCUUUUCUAACAAGAGAUCUUUCUUCUAGUGAGCCUGUUCACGCCAAGAAACGAAAGCAUGAACACAUCAUAGAUAAAUAUGAAAAAAUACCAAGAACUCUGCAGACUACUCCAGAGAAGGAACUGAUUCAUUUGCUUCCUAUCAAAGAUAAAAGUGGUAUAAUUCCACAGACCAGGGAGAAGCCAGUUAUUGACAGUAACAAAGAUGAUGAAGAUCAAGAAGAAGAGAUGGAACUUGAGGAAGAGAACACUCAAGAUCCCAUUCGAGAGCUGACCAUAGAAGAACAUUUGAUUGAGAGAAAGAGGAAACUACAGGAGAAGAAAAUGCAUAUUGCAGCUUUGGCGUCUGCCAUAUUAUCAGAUCCAGAAAGUAAUAUGAAAAAAUUGAAAGAAUUACGUUCCAUGUUGAUGGAACAGGAUCCUGAUGUGGCUGUUACUGUUCGAAAGCUGGUGAUUGUUUCUCUGAUGGAGUUAUUUAAAGACAUUACUCCUUCAUAUAAAAUCCGGCCCCUAACAGAAGCAGAAAAGUCUACCAAGAUUCGCAAAGAAACCCAAAAGUUAAGAGAAUUUGAAGAAGGCCUGGUUAGCCAAUAUAAAUUUUAUUUGGAAAAUCUGGAGCAAAUGGUCAAAGACUGGAAGCAAAGAAAGCUGAAGAAAAGUAAUGUAGUUUCCUUAAAGGCAUACAAAGGACUGGCAGAAGUGGCUGUGAAGAGCCUGUGUGAGCUGUUGGUGGCACUACCUCAUUUUAACUUCCACAACAACAUCAUUGUAUUGAUCGUCCCUCUCAUGAAUGACAUGUCAAAAUCGAUAUCUGAAAUGUGUUGUGAGGCAGUAAAGAAACUCUUUAAACAAGAUAAAUUAGGCCAAGCUUCUCUCGGUGUAAUAAAAGUGAUUUCUGGUUUUGUGAAGGGCAGAAAUUACGAAGUUACGCCAGAGAUGUUAAAAACAUUUUUGUGCCUAAGAAUCAAGGAAGUAGAAGUAAAAAAAGAUACAGAGGAUAUUAAUAAACCAAAAAAGUUUAUGACUUUCAAAGAAAAGAGGAAAACUCUAUCAAGAAUGCAGAGAAAGUGGAAGAAAGCAGAAGAGAAACUAGAACGAGAGCUUCGGGAGGCAGAAGCUUCAGAGAGUACUGAGAAAAAACUUAAACUGCACACAGAGACUCUGAAUAUUGUGUUUGUAACCUACUUCCGAAUAUUGAAGAAGGCUCAGAGGUCACCUCUCCUGCCAGCAGUUCUAGAAGGUCUUGCCAAGUUUGCUCACCUUAUAAAUGUGGAAUUUUUUGAUGAUUUAUUAGUAGUCCUUCAUACUCUCAUUGAAUCUGGUGACCUAAGAUAUCAAGAAAGUCUUCACUGUGUCCAGACUGCUUUUCAUAUUCUUUCCGGUCAAGGUGAUGUUCUGAAUAUUGAUCCAAUGAAAUUCUAUACACAUCUCUACAAAACACUGUUGAAGUUACAUGCAGGUGCUACCAAUGAAGGUGUUGAGAUUGCACUCCGGUGCCUUGAUGUCAUGCUCACUAAGCGCAGAAAGCAGGUUUCUCAGCAGCGAGCCCUUGCCUUUGUCAAGCGCCUUUGUACCCUUGCUCUUCAUGUUCUUCCAAAUUCAAGCAUUGGCAUUUUAGCAACUACCAGAAUAUUAAUGCAUACUUUCCCCAAAACAGAUCUACUGCUUGAUAAUGAAUCUCAGGGAAGUGGGAUUUUCCUUCCUGAACUGGAUGAACCUGAGUACUGUAAUGCACAGAACACUGCUCUAUGGGAAUUGCAUGCACUGAGGAGACAUUACCACCCCGUAGUGCAGAGAUUUGCAGCUCACCUGAUUGCUGGAGCACCUUCUGAAGGCUCUGAAGCACUCAAGCCAGAACUGAGCCGCAGAUCUGCUGCUGAACUUUUUGAGGCUUACAGCAUGGCAGCAAUGACAUUCAAUCCCCCUGUUGAAACAUCAAACUUCAAAAAGAAGGAUAAAGUUUUACAAGGGGAUUCAUUUUUGAAUGAAGAUUUAAAUCAACUAAUCAAAAAACAUUGCAAUGAAGUUGCUACUCAGUCACCCCUGGAUUUCACCAAAUAUUUGGAAACGUCUCCACGGUAGUAGAAGAAUAAAAAGUCAGUGGACUUUCUUGUAUAUUUGUGGGUGUGCAGAUACCCAUAAAGAUGAGUUAACUUAGGACCUUUUCUUUUUAUAUAAGGAAAACUUCAUAAGAACGAUUUGUAAGAGGAGGAAGUUAUUACCCUUUGCAUGGCACAGGGUUCUGCCCCAAUUCUGAAAAUGUAAUUUCAUUAAGAAAGAAUUGCAAGCCUUCCCCCUCCCCCCUCCCCCCAAUAUUUGGAAAUUUCUUUCUUGAUGCUGCCUUUUUAAAACUUAAUGUACAUAUCGUUUUUUUAAAAAAGUCUGUGGACUGGAUCUUACUGAAAUGCAGUUGCUAUAUUAAAAGUACAGCAUAGACCACAGAAAAAUCAAGACUGUGAGAAUGUUUUUUACCAUUUAGCUACUCUUCUUAACUAAAUACUCUUUAAAUAUUAUUUUUAUUGUAAUACCAUAAGUGGAAAUGAGAAACAUUCUAAAUUCGAGUGAAUAUAUUUUUACAAAGAUUUUUGAGAAAAUUAAAAGUGGUUUGAAACUGGACCCAGGUUCAUUGGUUCUUGCUGAAUGAUUAACCUCAGAAAUAACCUAAUUUGACUCUUUUUAAAAAAGAAUGAGUGUUAUGAUUACUUUCAAACAAAGUUUGAAUGGGUUUUUGCUUCUUUGAAAUCUUUGCAUUUUCUGACAUGUCCUGAAGGGUGAUGGUGGAAGAAUUACUCCAGGGUGGAAAAGCCAAGUACUAGACUUUACCAUUAUGUUUUAGGGACAGAGGUAUGUAGAAAGGGGCUUUUUUCCUUUUUGCUGGUAAAAUGCCUGUUUUGAAUAUAAUUAUAAAGCAAUAUUUUAAUGUAACAGAUAUUCCCAUAUUCUUGGAAUGGCCUAUGAAAUGCAUGUUUCAGUGGCCAGAUUAUAAAUAAAGUGUUUCUGAGGUCAAA